UGUUACAUUUUCAAAAACACUCUCUGUUACUUGGAAAUUAGGUCAUUUGCAAUAUACUUAUUUAAUGCUGAAUCCAGAAAUUUAACUCUUAAUGAUAAAAAUUUAUCGAUAAAAUAUUGAUCCACUCGAUUUCAGAAGUGUCUUGACGACUGUUUAUAUAUGACUAUGUUAUGCCAAAAGAAGCCAGGUAGAAAAAGAAUAAGACCUUCAGAUGAUAUUUCAGGGAUUUGUAUUUUGAUGAUUUUAUACAUUUUGCAGGGUAUACCUAUUGGUCUAGCUGCAUCUAUUCCAUUUAUGUUACAAUCAAGUUAUUAUACCGGAAGUUAUCAAGCACAAGCUACAUUUUCAUUGGUAAUCUGGCCAUUUUCAUUCAAAUUAGCUUGGGCUCCAAUCAUUGAUUCAAUUUAUAGUACACAUAUUGGACGUCGAAAAACAUGGCUUAUUCCAACACAAUAUGCUAUUGGAAUUGAAUUAAUUAUUUUAGCCAAUUAUAUAAAUAGUUGGUUAGGACGUGAUCCAAAUAAUCCAUGGAGUCCAUUGGGUACACAUCAUCCAGUUGAUAUUAUACGUUUAACAGUUGCAUUUUUCGGAUUGACAUUCCUUGCUGCAACACAAGAUAUCGCUGUAGAUGGAUGGGCUAUAUCAAUUCUAUCCAAGAAAAAUCUAGGUUGGGCAUCUACAUGUAAUGUUGUUGGACAAACAAUUGGAUAUGUGACUGCAUUUAUUCUAUUUUUAUGCUUAGAAUCACCUAAUAUUUCAAAUAGCUAUCUUAGAUGGACACCUAUUGAAGGUAAAGGGUUGAUUACAUUUUCUGGUUUUCUUUAUUUUUGGGGAAUUACAUUCAUGGUAACUAAUACAUUCUUAGUUUUAUUUAAACAUGAAAAUGAAUCAAAAUUAGAUACUGAAUUUAGAAAUUGUUUAAAUAAUUUAUUUAGUAAAAUAUUCAAACGAAAAACAUUCAAUGAAUCUCAUUGUUUAAAUCAUCAUUGUAAACAUGGCAACAAUAAUAAUAAUAAUAAUAAUAGUAAUUUAAUUCCUAAUGUUGAUAUUAUUCAAGAAUCUAAAAAUUCUAAUUCAUUAUAUUGUGAAUAUAAUCAUGAAGAAAUUGAUAAUAAUAUUGAUCAUUCAAAAUUAUCAUUAAAAUCAAUAAAUUUAUAUCCAAUAAAAAAUCAAUAUUUACAAGAAAAUCAUUUAAUCAAUGAUACAAUGAAUCUUGAAUUAAUUUGUAAAACAAAUUCAAUUUCAAAUAAUGUAACAAAUUAUCCUAUCGAUUGUAUGAAAACAAAAUCAAAUAAUGUAAAUGAAUAUUUAAUCGAUUGUCAUCAUAAUAAUGAUCCCAUUGAAAUGAAUCAACAAAAUUAUAAUAAUAAAAAUAUAUCUAAUCAUAAAAAUAAAAAAGAAUUAUGUUUAUCACUUGUGGAUACAUAUCGUAUUAUGUUUGGUGUAAUACGAUUAAAACCUGUUUGGCAAUUUUUAAUUUUAUUAACUACUGUUAAAGUUUGUCUUGCUGCUCCAGAAACAAUUUUCAGUUUAAAACUAAUUGAACAUGGAUUUCCAAAAGAACGUUUAGCACUUUUUGGUGUUCUGCUAAUGCCAAUACAAGCUAUAUUGCCAUUAUUAAUUACACGUUGGACUAAUGGGCCAAGACCAUUAGGAGUAUUCAUAAUUGCUUUCUUACCAAGAUUAUUGGUGACCUCGUUAACGAUUCCUAUUGUUUAUUAUACACCAUACUUUAGAAUUAUUCAGCCUAAUCAAACUCAAAUUCAAUUUAUUCAGCUAAACAGAAGUGAUUUAAAUAAUAUCACUGAUACAACUAAUUCAACAGAAAAUUAUACAGCAAAUACAGUUAAAGAUAUGACAUAUUCAUUUACUUGGUUAUUCUAUAUACUUUUAUUAAGUAAAUUAUUUGUUUACUCAAUUAUAUCAAGCAUAAUGAUGGUUGUACAGGUAGCAUUUCAUGCUAAAAUUAGUGAUCCAGCUGUUGGUGGAACAUAUAUGACUUUGUUGAAUACAGUAUCUAAUAUCGCUGGUAGUUUGCCCAGUACUGCUUUCCUUUCGUUAAUCGAACCGUUAACUAAACGUGCAUGUAUUUUGAAAGAAUUCAACCAAACAAUUAUUCAAAGUAUCAAUUCAAAUAAUUCAUUAUUGAAUAACACAACCAAUAAUGAUAAUUAUAACAAUAGUUAUUUAUUUUUUGAUAAAGAUAAAUUAGUCCAACAAUAUAAUGCAACAUGUAAACUACCCCAUGGAAUUAAAGCCUGUGAAACUAUUCAUGGAACAUGUGUUACACAAUUAGAUGGAUUUUAUAUAGAAGUGGGAUUAUCAGUUCUAUUUGGUUUAAUUGUUUAUCCAUUUUUCUUAUAUCCAAUGGCUAGCCGAUUAGAUAAUUUGCCAAGUUCAGCUUAUUCAUUUCGAUUAACUAGUACUGGAUGUUGUCCACGUCGGACACGAGGUAAAAUUCCUAUAAAUGAAAAUGAAACUGAAUGUUCACAAUUGAGCACUUUAUAAAUAUUUUUAUUUAUUUAUUUUCCUUCUAGAAAAGUUCUUUCAUUAUAAAUAAAAUAUUGAUACAUGAUAAAGAAUUUAAUAUUGAAUACUCUUUUGCUUAUUUGUUAUUCGGAUCAAUGCCAUCAUUUUAAAAUUAAUUAUCUGUAUCCUUACCAACUGUGAUGAUUUUUUAGUUUUAAUGUUCAGUUAUUAAAUACAACUAUGAUGCAUUAUAAUUCUAUCCUCGCAUUAUCCCUGUCUCUGUGUGUAUUUGUAUAAGUGAAGUAUCCUUUCAAUUUACAUUUUAUUCAAUCUAUUACAUACAUGAUUUCAUACUUUUGAUAUUACUUCAACAGUAUGACCACAUAUGUAAAUCUUAUACAAUGAAAUAAAUUUUUAACAUUCAUAUUUACUCUUGUUACCAUGUUUAUAUAACAUAGAAACAAUGAAAUUAGUACAAAUUAUUAUCAUUCAAAUUCAAUUACUUAUCAGUUUGAUUUUAAUAUAUAAUUUUUAUUGAAUUUUCAUAUGUAUAAUCUUGUAUAAAUAUGAUUUCAAUUUGUAUAACAAUAACUAUAAAAUAAAGAAAAAAAAGUUUAUUUUAUUGUAGAAAAAGAGAUUUAACAUACAAUCAAAUAGUCUAACACAAGAUGAUAAAUAUAAACUCAAUUUAUUUACAUGUGAAAUUAUCAAAGUAAAAUCACUUUAUAUGAUUGUUACUGAUAAACAUUUAGAUCAUAAACUUCACUCAAACAACAACAACAAAAUUCUUUGAGGAUAACUUCUAAUGAGAGAUGGUAACCAGAGGUAAAGUCACCUUUUGAUCAAGUAGUACAAAUAGUGUGUGUGUGUGUUACGAAUGUUCAGAUAGAGUGAAGAUAAGUUGAACAACAUAUUAAAAAUUUUAAAUCAGCACAGUUUCUUGGAUUUUAAUCCAUGAUUUAUAGCUAGGUGCUGAAUGAUUCGAUUGUUCGAUUCUAAGAAAAAUCUAUGCUAAACAAACUGAUUCUUCAUGUGCUUACCCAAUGGUUAUUUUGAGAAAUCAUCAAGAUCACAGAAAAUGAACUAUGAAUAUUUUACAUUGAAUUUUGAUGAUCAAUUUUAAAAUCAAUGAGUGAAGGCUAAUGUGAUUCAUUGAGGAUUUUCACAUUAACAUCAGGAUAAUGCUGUCAAGAAGAAAUUUAUAUUUAUAGACUCUUAAUUUUUGAGGUUAAAUAUUUCCUUACAGAUUUUCUUAAAUUCACUAUUGCUGGUAAAUAUAUUUUUAAAAACACAAAUAAAAUAACUCUUAACUUCAUCCUGAUCUAUUUGUCUUUGAAAUAAUGAAGCAGUAUUCAACAUAUUACUCACAUUUAUAUUUUCUAAUGACUUUUAUUUGGAAGCUGGUUGACAUUUUCUUUCUGCAGUUCCAACUAUUUUUGGGGGGAAUGAAUCACUGAUAUCUUCCCAGAAAAACAUUACUUACGUCAAUGACCUCACUAUACAAAAGUACAGUUCAUAUAUAUGCUGAAUUUCGGUCAUUAUUGCGCUUACAGAUAGUCAAGAUGAGUUUACAAAACAUUAUGUUUCAAUUUUUUGAAAAUACUGCAGAUGAUAACAAAAUGCCUUCAAUAAGAGCCACUGUAGCACACCAUUAUCCAACCGGCUUAGCCUAAUUAAUAAAAAAUUUACUCUUCAUUUUAAACAAUGUGUUUUAUUUGAAUUUCCCUAUGGAUUUAACGUAAAAAAAACACUUGUGCACAGAAUGGUUCUCUGCAUAACCUUCGGAAGCGAAAAUGUCUAACAAAUUAUAUUUGAUAGAAUCCAGUUUUCGUCAACUACCCAAUUGAAUCUAAUGGAUAAUCAAAUGCUAAAAUUUAGUAAACUCUAAAACUAAGCGGAUGAUAGAGAAUGGUGCCAUAGAAAAGUUACUACGAUUGAUUUAUUCUGCUGAAUAUCCAGAGGUGCUGUUUCAAACUUCGUCUACGUUACCAGGUGCUUUCACUACAUUUCUAUGCUUAACAUAUUCUGCAAGACGCUAGGCAGAUUUCAGUACGGAUAGUUCAUUGAUUUUUUAAAAUUGCAAUUAAAUGAAUUAGAAGGUAUAGUAAAAACAUGGAUUGAUUACGUGAAUUCAAAGAUGCAAAUGAUCCUUUUAAAUUAUCAAUUUAAAAAUGCAAUUAGCAAAUAUAACAUUGAACCAAACUUCAUUAAUAUUUGAUACACUAAAUUAAAAAGAACACAAAUAUUUUUUAUUCGUCUCCAUUGUGUUUUUUGUUUAUACAACAAUAAGCUGAAAAAAGUAAAGUUAUAAACGUUUAGUCAAAUUUUAGCUGAAGUGAACUAGCAGAUAAAUCACCACACUAUUUCAUGAUUUUCAACUAUUAGAAUGAACAUUCAAAACUCAAUUCUACACAACUUUAAUACGAUAGUCGUCUCAUAAACUUCAAUCUAUACUUACAUGGAUGGCACUAUGCACCUUAAAGACUAAGAAAAAAUGAAAAGCCGGACCAAUCAGACAGACUAUAUGAUAAGUAUACAUUAUUGGCCAGCAUCCGAGUUCAUUUUCUAGAAAGAAACAGAUGCUACUGAUCGAAAAUGUGAUUCUACUUUCUAAACGAGAAGGAUGUACAUUCAGUAUGCAUAUAUUAUUGACUCGGUUGUCGAAUGAAAAUCCUCUAUAUAUAUACAUGAGUAACAGACUUAGAAAACAACACAGGAUAACAAAACGUUAUGAACUCAAUUGACAAGUUACCUGAUAUUUAAAAGAAAUUUCAUUAAUUAGUAACACAUAUUACAGAAAUUUAUAAACUUCUACAUCGUUUGUCCACAUAUUUAAUUGACACCCUCCCCCCCCAAAAAAAUUAUACAACAUAUUCUUCAAUAGAAGCAAUAAUAAAUAAUAAAUGAAUACUGUGUAAGCCCAUUUUACUAAUAAUAAUAAUAAUAAUAAUAA
Schistosoma guineensis is the source of this 5422-nucleotide messenger RNA. NCBI's taxonomy places the organism in Eukaryota, Metazoa, Platyhelminthes, Trematoda, Strigeidida, Schistosomatidae. The record is from the annotation of a GenBank genome assembly.